UGCGCUCAGUGCCGUUUCCGCCCGGCCUGCUGAGGAGGAGCUGUUGGCUGUUCGCUGGUGCCGCGGAGGGGGAGGGGCCGUGGCCGCUGCUCUGUGGAGCUUGAGUUCUCGGUCCCGCCUGCCGCCUAGGAAACACUGUGGCGCCCAGCAGGGCCUAGUGCCGGGGGCCCGGGCAACGGGCCGGACAGGUUUCCCCAUGUCCGUGACGUGUUGGCCGAGGCUCUGCGGCUGCUCCCCGCCCUUGGAGCCGCCAGUCGGUACCCUUUGGACUCCGUGAUCCCUGACAAACGUCAUGAGCAUUGCAAUCCCUCUGGGAGUCACCACACCAGAUACAUCUUAUUCAGAUAUGGCUGCUGGAUCUGACCCAGAGUCUGUGGAAGCUAGCCCAGCUGUUGGUGAGAAAAAUGUGUAUGCAAGUCAUGGCUACGGGGCCUCCCAGAGGCACAGCUACCGAGGGCUGCCUUAUGCAGAUCAUAAUUACGGAGCCCCUCCUCCUCCGACCCCUCCUGCUUCUCCCCCUGUCCAGACCAUCAUCCCUUGUGCAGAACUGAAUGGCCUACACUCUCACGAUGAGGAGAAUUCUGGGGACACAGAGAGUUCUUCAGAAGCAGAGUCUAUUCCUAGCUGGUGUCACUGUAGUCUCUCCCAAGAUGGUUUCCUCAUCAAAUGUGAGAAGUGCAGGGGGCUUAGCAGAGGGAAAGUGAUCAGACUUCGUCGGAGGAAGCAAGACAACGUGUCAGGCGGGGACAGCAGUGCAACUGAGAGCUGGGACGAGGAGCUCUCUCCCUCCACAGUGUUGUACACUGCUACCCAGCACACCCCUACGAGCAUCACUCUGACCGUCAAUCGGGUCUGCAGAACCAAACCCAAAAAGAGGAAAAGAAAUACAGAGAGGACUCGCACGGCACCAAAAGCCAAAAAAAUCAAGGCUUUUAGAGAAGGUUCACGGAAGUCUUUGCGGAUGAAGAACUCUCCUUCAGACGCCCAUGCCCUGGAUGAGAAUACGGCAGAGGGGUGGGAAAACCGCAUAAGGCUCUGGACCGAUCAGUAUGAAGAAGCCUUCACUAACCAAUACAGCGCAGAUGUACAGAACCUCCUGGAGCACCAUCUAAAUGCCAAUAAAGAGUUAGUGGGCAAGGCGGCUGUGCUGGACACAAUCAAUAAGACAGAGCUGUUCUGUAACAACACUGUCAUUGGCUCUCAGAUGCAGCUGCAGCUAGGGAGGGUGACGCGGGUUCAGAAGCACCGGAAGAUCCUGAGGGCGGCCAGAGAUCUGGCUGUGGACACUCUUAUAAUUGAGUAUCGUGGGAAAGUGAUGCUGCGGCAACAGUUCGAGGUCAAUGGGCACUUCUUCAAAAAGCCGUAUCCCUUUGUGCUGUUCUACUCCAAGUUUAACAGUGUUGAGAUGUGUGUGGAUGCUCGGACUUUUGGUAAUGACGCUAGAUUCAUCAGGCGGUCCUGUGCACCAAAUGCAGAGGUUCGCCAUGUGAUAGCAGGUGGGAUGAUUCACCUGUGCAUAUAUGCUGUUACGUCCAUUGCCAAGGAUGCAGAGGUCACCAUUGCCUUUGACUAUGAGUACAAUAACUGCAACUAUAAAGUGGAUUGUGCCUGUCACAAGGGAAACCGGAAUUGCCCCGUGCAGAAACGGACCCCAAACACAGUAGAACAGCUGCCUCCACCUGUUCUAGACACUCUGAUUGGAGCAGAGACCAGGCGUCGGAAAGCUCGUCGGAAGGAGCUCGAGCAGCGGGAAGCUGCAUCAGAUGAGAACAGCAAUCCACAGCCGGAGGAAGUCCCUGAGGGACUUGCUGCAGCCAGUGAUAAUGAGGUUGCAGACAAAGAAGAGAAGCAAGAAGAGGAGGAGAAAGAAGCCACUGCGGAUGAGCAGGGAGGUCUCACUCAGAACAGGCGGACCCGAGAAGAUCGGAAGGUAGAAGCCAUCAUGCACGUGUUUGAGAACCUGGAAAAAAGAAAGAGGAGGCGAGAUCUCCCAUCGGAUCGGAGCAGCACAGAUGCAGAAGUGGUGGUCACUGCAGAGACUCCAGAACCGGAGGAAGUAAAAGCUGAGCCAAAUGAAACUGAGGAUAGCAGUUUGGCUUCAAGUGUGUCUGUGCCAAGUGCCCCUUCCAGUGCCAGCAGCGUUGGAGUGAACACACGGAGGUCUUCACAGGCCGGGGAAACGGCAGCAGAUAAACCAGUCUCUAAAACAGCACCGUCAAAACCAGCUAGGCCGCGACCCAGAAGCCGGUUUUCCCGUUAUCGGAGUAGUUCUGCACAGCGACUGAGAAGGCAAAAGCAAGCCAGCUCCCAACAGGCUGAGCUCUCUCAAGCAGCUCCAGAGGAGGGAAACGCCGUGAGCACAGUAACGGCGGCGGAAGUCAGCAGCGUGGAGGGUCCAGGAGAAGGGAAGCAGUUGAUGGGUUCUGACCCAGCUGUGGCUGCGGUUGCAGGGACACAGGCCAGCCGGGCUGCACUCAAGUAUCCCAAAACGAAAAAGUAUCUAGUUACAGAAUGGCUGAAUGACAAGGCAGAGAAACUGGAGUGCCCCAUUGAGUGCCCUUUACGUAUCACCACUGACCCAACCGUGCUGGCUACCACCCUCAAUAUGUUGCCAGGCCUUGUCCACUCCCCACUCAUUUGCACCACGCCCAAACACUACAUCCGUUUUGGUUCUCCCUUCACCCCAGAAAGGCGAAGGCGGCCUGUUCAGCUGGAUGGGAACUACAGCUCAUGCAAAAAGCGUUGGAUAAAGCAGGCUCUGGAAGAAGGGAUGACUCAGACCUCAGCUGCUUCCCAAGAGAACAGAACUCAGUGUCUAUACCAAAGCAACGAGAGUGGUAGCACUUCUGGCAUCUGCAAGGAAAACGCAGAUUUCCUGAGCCCCCUGAAGAAGUGGAAAUCUCGCUAUCUAAUGGAGCAGAGUGUUACCAAGUUAUUGAGACCGCUUUCUCCAGUCACUCCCCCACUUCCUGACCCCUCAGUUCCAGAUGCGCUGAGCCCACACCUCACCACGUCCUCCUCAUCUAUGCCAGGAGAGGAGGAAUGCCGAAGUAGCUGCGGUGUGAUCUUCUCACCAAUUCCCUCCUUGGCUGCUAGUCGUUGUAAUACUCCACUACAGUUUGAGAACGUAUCCUCCCCUGAGAGUUCCCCUGCGCAUAGGCCCGAGUCCCUGUCGCCCGAGCUCUGCCUCAGGACGGACCUUGACCUACAGAAGGCAGGAUUCCUGGAUGCCGGCACUAACAGCUGUCCAGAGAAACCCUCCUUGCUCACUCCGGGGCAUUCUGACCUGGCAUCCCAGCCCUUGGAGACCAGCUUCCCAGGAAAGAGUGGAGAAGCCCAGGCGCUGCUACGAAGUUCUGACCAGGCUUUUCGGACAGAGUUUAACUUGAUGUAUGCCUUCUCCCCUUUGAAUGCUAUGCCUCGGGCAGACGGAUUGUUACGAGAGUCUCCGCAGAUGGCCGACGGGAAGCUUCUGAAUCCAGACAGGGGCUGCUGCAGCUCCCCUGCGGAGGGAUACUUUGGCAGGCACGAGCAGGCGCUUCUGAAGGAAGCUGCACACGGACCCUUGCCCCCCUGUGGCGAGAAAACCUGCGAAGGUGUUAAAUCCACACCCCAGAACCCUCCGCAGAGGAAAAAGGUAUCCCUUCUGGAGUACCGCAAACGAAAGCAAGAAGCCAAGGAGGGAGGGGAUUCCUCUCGAUGUACAGGGACACCUACCCGGCUGAGUGUCAGCUGCUCUGGGGCAGAUGUGGAUGCUGCUGGCCUCGUGCAGGGCUCAGGGGCCCACACCCUGUCUUCUCCACAGCAUGGCUUCUCCCCCUCUCAUUCUUCUUUGUCUCACCUGGAGGAAGUCAGCCCACCAGAACCAAGGGGGACCACGCACAGCAAAUCCCAGGACAGCAUCAGCAGUAGAUGGAUGGUUCCCACCUCGGUGGAGCGGCUGCGAGAAGGCCGUGGGAUUCUGGAGAAGGUUUUACGCAGCAGCGCUAAGUUGUGUCAGAGAGGAGAGCCCUCGCCCACUCGGGAGAGCCUGGGGGAGAGAGAAGCAGAUGCUGCGGAAGGAGAUUCGACAGACCCCCUCAACCCUUCCCUCAAGGGACCAGCCGUUUAUAGUCCUUCGCGUUACAGCUACCAGCUCUUGCAGUCGGACAGCCCGCGGGCGGAGUCGCAGACCGUCCUCCAGAGCGCCUCCCCAUACCGAGGACACCCCAUGCUAUCCCCUGGCUACAGCUACAGGUCUCAGUCCCAGAGAGCAGGGCACCUUCCGCCCCUCAGCUCCUCAGAACCCUCCCUUUCCUCUGCCCCCUCGGGCGCCACAGACUCCUCGGCUCUGUUUGCAGGGAACUCUGGGUAUUAUAGCAGUCAGCAGCCGUCUGGCAGUGGCGUCUUGAAGAAGAGCUGCCCCAUAGCCACUGCUCCCAGCCCUGCCCAAACGGCGGCAGCUGCAGACUGUUUGCCCCCCUCUGAAACAGGGUCUCAUCCCUGCGUGGGAACCGCUGGCUGCCCUUCCUCCUCCUCCUCCUCCUCUUCCUCCACUUCCUCGUCGUCUUCGUCUUCCUCGUCGUCGUCAUCAUCCAGGCCCUCGCAGUCAGACUUGCGGACUAUCAACCCUCCCGCCUCUGGGCAGCCUGCUCUGUACCAGAGCUCCAGAGCCGCAGCACUUUCCAGCUCACAGCAGCACUACUCUCACCGAGGGGGAGGAGGCAGCAUCAAUCAAUACAGACUGCAGCAGCUUGCAGGGUCAGGCGUAAAGACUCAGACCGGCCUUUCUUAGGGCAGGACAGACUAGAGCCCACCGUUCCUUCUGGCAGUGGCUCACGGGGGAACCAUGCCGGGACAGCAAAGGGCCCAGAGGCUGGGGCUCGGGUGCGCCGGGCAAGAGAGAGCACUGCCGGCCACCCCCUGGCUUUGGAAGGAGGAGGUGGCAGCGGCAGAAUGGGCAGGAAAGCAUCUCUCUGGUGUCCGGGUACGUUGUAGAAAGCAAACGGUGCUGAGUGGCAUGGCCUCCGUUUCCUACCGGUGCCCUUAGCUGUAGUCACCUGGGCAGGUAGGGAAGCUUGAAUAUGAAACCAGUGCAAAUCAGAAAAUAAAUAAAUAGGGGAGAUGGGGAU
This is a messenger RNA of Zootoca vivipara (common lizard), 5111 nucleotides long. The record is from RefSeq and is a predicted model, not a curated record. NCBI's taxonomy places the organism in Eukaryota, Metazoa, Chordata, Lepidosauria, Squamata, Lacertidae.